Molecule: messenger RNA, 2951 nt
Organism: Strongylocentrotus purpuratus (purple sea urchin)
Lineage: Eukaryota; Metazoa; Echinodermata; Echinoidea; Camarodonta; Strongylocentrotidae
Product: neurotrypsin
Exons: 9
Coding region: 198-1736 (512 amino acids)
Cellular component (GO): membrane
Source: RefSeq, a predicted model, not a curated record
UCUUCGAAACAGUUUUGUUACAGCCACCAUGGUCAGCUGGUUUACGUGAAAGGGGGGAUAGAUAUUUCGAAUCCUUUCAAAUCUCUGAAGGAGAUGUUCCCUUUGUUAUCAUGUCACUAUAAAAACGCACCUCAUUCAAGAACUAGCAACACUUUUCAUCGAUACAUCCUACCUGAAGGUCCUGGUUGAACCGUGCUAUGAUGGAAGGCUACACUAUACUCUCGCUUCUUCUCUGCCUCAGUGUGGCAAGCGCCUUCUAUUAUGAGUUGCGACUUGCCGGAUCAGGUUGGAUCCGCGGUCAAGGUCGAGUCGAGAUCUAUGCCAAUGGGCAAUGGGGAACAGUAUGCGACAAUCUUUGGGGGCUUCAGGACGCUAAUGUAGUGUGCAGGGAGUUGGGAUUCGCUGAAGCUUCUGACUUUACGACACAGGCUGAGACUUUCGGCGAAGGCUCAGGAAAGAUUCACCUGGACAACGUGGCGUGUGUAGGCAACGAAACGUCAAUCAUGGACUGUCCGCAGAACGAAAUCGGGAGAACCAACUGCGGUCAUUGGCAGGAUGCUGGAGUUAUAUGCCACGAGGUUCGACUUGCCGGAUCAGGUAGCUACCCCAGUCAAGGUCGAGUCGAGGUCUAUACCAACGGUGAAUGGGGAACAGUAUGCGACGAUUCUUGGGGGCUUGAGGACGCUAAUGUAGUGUGCAGGCAGUUGGGCUUCCCUGGAGCUUCUGAAUAUACGGCAAUGGCAUGGCCUUUCGGCGAAGGCUCAGGACAGAUCAACCUGGACAAUGUGGCGUGUGUAGGCGACGAAACGUCAAUCAUGGACUGUCCGCAGAACGAAAUCGGGAACCACAACUGCGGUCAUCGGAGCGAUGCUGGAGUUGUAUGUCACGAGGUACGACUUGCCGGAUCAGGUAGCUCCGCCAAUCAAGGACGAGUCGAGGUCUAUGCCAACGGGGAAUGGGGAACAGUAUGCGACGAUUCUUGGGGGCUUGAGGACGCUAAUGUAGUGUGCAGGCAGUUGGGCUUCCUUGGAGCUUCUAACUUUACGGUAGAGGCCGAGACUUUCGGUGAAGGCUCAGGAAAGAUCUUCAUGGACAAUGUGGCGUGUGAAGGCGACGAAUUUUCAAUCAAGGACUGUCCGCGGAACAAAAACGGGUGGCACAACUGCGAUCAUGAGGAGGAUGCUGGAGUGAUAUGUCAGGUGCAAGAUAAUGGUGCAACUUCUGAACCAGCAGUCGUCCGGCUUGGAGGAGUAAAUAAGCAAGACGAUCUAGGACACGGCGUAGUCGAGGUCUACCUCGAUGGACAGUGGGGAACAGUGUGUGGCAUUGGAUGGUCGCAAGAGGACUCCAAUGUCGUUUGCAAGCAGUUGGGCUUCACUGACCCGGCCUUUUUACACUAUGAUUCUGUAUGGAAGUUCUUUGGCUCAGGAACUGGAUCGACUCUACUUGCCGAUGUUGCUUGUACGGGCGAAGAGGCCUCAAUCAUGGACUGUCCGGCCGGCUCUACCGGGAUUCCUUCCUCCUGCACCCACGAAAAAGACGCCGAAGUCCAGUGUCUAGAGUCAGAUAAGAAAAGGAAAAUGGAAGAUUUGGAGUUUUAUGAAAAAGGAGACAUGACAGAAGAAGAAAAGGUGGCUGCUGAAGAACGAUCCAAUGACAAAAUGGAUUCUGACUUGAAGAAGAAAGCUGUCCUCGAGGCUCUAGUUGAUCUACUGGUCUAUCUCGAGGACAAAUAGAUGAUAUAAGGCAGCGGACACACUGAACUUGGGGCGGACCGGGAGCUAAGAUAUAACAUAGAGCGUUUUUCCUGCACGUUCGCUCGGCCGUUUAUUUAUUCACGGUUGGGUUUGGACGAGCCGAGACUACUUGUGGUGUCACUUCAUAUUGAAAGGUGUGACGCGUGAUCGUUACAGCCAAUUUGAAAAUUUCCCCUUAUUUUUGCAUACUUUCAAAAAAAAUUCCUCAACAAUAUAGAAAACAUGAUCCCUAUUGAACAAAGAGGUGGUACAAAUAUUAGGCUCUAGAUGAAAUAAUUAUGUUAAACUUAUCGAGUACACAGUCAUAAAAAGAUGCAUUCACAUUAUUGCGACCAGACAUCACCCCCUUUUCAUCAAAUUUUAUGCUCUUAAACGAAAAUCCCUUUCUUUUUUUCAAAUCCGCGAACAUUCUCGCAAAUACCCAUUUUACGCAAAAUUUCGAAUUAACAUGUCCCGCACACGAUGCCAAUGACAGUGAUACCACUGCGAAUAAAGAUUCGACACAUUUUGAGAGAAGUGGUAUUCCAGGGCCGUCCCCGAGUCUAUACCCCCAAAAUGAUGGAUUGUCUAAAUUCUACUAACCUAGGUUUCUUACCACUGUGCUAACUGCUUUAACCCAAAACUUAAUUCCUUUGAAGAGAAACCAUCUUCAUUAGGCCUCGUUCAGAAAUGACGCGGCAAAACCAGGUGGUCUUUAUGAUGACGUAAAAUGUAAUAAGCGUCACUUUUCUGUAUCUCAUUACACGUAGCUCAGUAAAAACGCGCAGCAUUUAAAAAAAAAUGUUCUUCUAUGUUUUACCGUUUCAUAUCUGAACGAGCCUUUAUUAAGAGAGAGAUAGAGAGUGAGAAAGAAAACUAUUACUCAGUAUUCUCAAGCCAUAUGGGGUGGGGAGCACAUGUCUCAAAAAUCGCUAACAAGCUCUCCUAAACCUCCCCGUUUUUUCUGUCUCUCCCCCGCUCUCCUCCUUUUUUUUUGCCAUUUCUUUCUGUUUUGUUUAACCUUCAUCUAAAAUACAGUUUUAUAAACACGGUUUUAUCGUGGUGAUAUUUUUGCUAUAUAGAUGAUACCAUUCUUUAAUUUGUAUUUGUAGAGGUUCAUCUCAAACGUACAUGCUUAUGUAACUGAGCAAACUCUCCAACCCCCUGUAUUUAACAAUUCUUUCAUUAAAACAUUAUAUAUUCAUUGCAAGAAGA